CUGAGGAAAGCCAACAAGUUGCCCCUUAGCAGCUCAGCAACUUUUGCUUCUCUGGUUCCAGCAGCACAUCUGGACUAAAAACCUUUCCAAGAGGACGUUUUUUUUAGCUGUGAAGAACCUUCACCUUUAUCUACCAAUGGAUCCAACGGAAUACCCUUACAGCUACGAUUAUUAUGAAGAUAACGAGACGGUGUGCGACUACUCAGAAUGGGAGCCAUCCUACUCGCUCAUUCCAGUCCUCUACAUGCUCAUCUUCAUCCUGGGCCUCUCUGGGAACGGUGUGGUCAUCUUCACCAUGUGGCGCUCGGCCAAGUCCAAGCGGCGUGCUGCAGACGUCUACAUCGGCAACCUGGCUCUGGCUGACUUGACCUUCGUGGUGACCCUGCCGCUCUGGGCUGCAUAUACAGCUCUAGAGUACCACUGGCCCUUUGGCGUAGCGCUCUGCAAAAUCAGCAGCUAUGUGGUCCUGGUGAACAUGUACGCCAGCGUCUUCUGCCUGACCUGCUUGAGCUUUGACCGCUACCUGGCCAUCGUGCACUCGCUCAGCAGCAGCCGACUCCGAUCCCGAAGUACCAUCAUGGUAUCGCUCGGUGCCAUCUGGCUCCUGUCCGGGACUCUUGCAGCACCCACGCUGCUCUUCCGCACCACGGUGGACGACGGCAACCGCACAACAUGCGCCAUGGACUUUAGUUUGGUGACUAUGAACCAGCACCACGAGUCACUCUGGAUCGCUGGGUUGAGCUUGUCCUCGUCUGCGCUCGGCUUCUUGCUGCCGUUCCUGGCUAUGACCGUGUGCUACUGCAUGAUCGGCUGCACAGUGGCGCGCCACUUUGGCCACCUGCGGAAGGAGGACCAGAAGAAGCGGAGACUCUUGAAGAUCAUAACCACCUUAGUGGUGGUGUUUGCUUUGUGCUGGACGCCGUUCCACGUCCUGAAGAGCAUGGAUGCUCUGUCAUAUCUGGGGCUCGCCCCGACCUCGUGUGGCUUCCUGCACUUCUUACUCCUGGCGCAUCCGUACGCAACCUGCCUGGCGUACGUCAACAGCUGCCUCAACCCGUUCCUGUACGCCUUCUUCGACCUGCGCUUUCGCUCGCGCUGCCUGUGCCUGCUCAGCCUGAAGAAGGUCGUGCACGGCCAUGUCAGCUAUGCGUCGUCCACGCUCAGCGCGCAGACCCAAAAGUCUGAGCUGCACUCACUCGCCACCAAAGUGUGAGGGGACGACGAGCUCAUGGAGACGAGGAGAAGCAGAAAAGCGGAGGUGAGACGAGACGUGGGGAGAGGCCAGACGGCUGGUCCGAUAAUCUGGAGACUCGACUCGGCUGGGCUGAGACCUGGACGAGAAAUGUUUUGACUGGAGAAAUGAGAUAAGGGACUUAAUCUGUCUCCGUCUAUCUGUUGGACUUGAAGUGAAGCUAUGUGUGUUAUGUACAGUGUAAAUAAUGCCCACAAAUUAGCCUGCUCUACUGUAUGAUAUACAGUACAUGAUAUAUGAGUGUGUGUGUGUGUGUGUGUAUGCUAGUAUGUCAUCUGUGACAGGGAAGAAAAAGUUUGUGCCCCGUCCUCUUCCCACACAGAGCUGAUGAGAGAACUCUAUGGAUUGUAUGUGAAUGUACAUGUGUGUAUUAGGGGUGGGCGAUAUGAUAUUAUGGUAAUAUUAGUAUCAUGGGUAUCAUUCCUUUUCUGUAAACGUCCAUUUAAAAAUCUAAACACUUUGUUUUUACUUGUUUGUUGGUGCUGUGAGAAAAUUCAGUAUUAAGACGUGAUAAUACCAGGUUAUUAUAAUACGUUCCCGUAUCGCCCACCCCGGGUGUGUAUCUACGUGUGUGUGUAUCUACACUGGUCGAAAACUACAAAUUGUACAGUAUUUUCAUACUAUAUGUGCGGUAGGUGUGUCGUGUCUGUAGCACUUGUGUAAAUGAAGAUAUAAAUGCAUGAGGUCGUGUAAUGAGCCCUCCUUCUUGGUGUGUGUUUGUCGAUUAAAUCUUCAAAGCACGUAUGUGUGUGUGUGUGUUGGAGGGGGGUUAGUAGCUAAAGUAAAGGUGUUGUGGCUUAAUUAGCUAGUUUAAAGAGUGGGCACAGAGACACGGGAGGAGGAGACGAGGCAGACAGACAGAUGGCAGCUGACAAAUGUCUCUGGGAAAGAAGGGUAGGAGGUUUGGAUGGAGGGUAGAAAGGUGAUACGCAGAGGGGGAGAGAGGGGUGAUAACAGAGGCCUCAUGAAUGAUGUUUUAUUUUUGCUGACCUUUCUGUAACUAACUACUGUAUUAAAGAUAUUAUAAAGGAAUCAA
Molecule: messenger RNA, 2288 nt
Organism: Trichomycterus rosablanca
Lineage: Eukaryota; Metazoa; Chordata; Actinopteri; Siluriformes; Trichomycteridae
Gene: aplnra
Product: apelin receptor a
Exons: 1
Coding region: 137-1213 (358 amino acids)
Biological process (GO): G protein-coupled receptor signaling pathway; brain development; positive regulation of cytosolic calcium ion concentration
Cellular component (GO): membrane; external side of plasma membrane
Molecular function (GO): C-C chemokine binding; C-C chemokine receptor activity
Source: RefSeq, a predicted model, not a curated record